Molecule: messenger RNA, 349 nt
Organism: Moneuplotes crassus
Lineage: Eukaryota; Ciliophora; Spirotrichea; Euplotida; Euplotidae
Source: the annotation of a GenBank genome assembly
AUCUUUUUCGGAUAACAUUAGGUCUUUCCUUUGCUGAGAUAGUAUUGGGCAAUAAAUAACAAAGAUAUAGAUGCUAUUAAAACCGUCCCUUUACCACAUCACAAUUAUGCUCUGGUUGCUACAGAUAUGUUUCUGCUUCACUGCCAAAACUUUAACCUACCAAUUCACUAACCUACCGUACGUCUAUUUCCAACCCUCUAGCAAGUCCACAACACAGGUCCAGAACCAAGAAGGUGAAACAGGAGUUCUCACGUUCGAUUUCCCAGGUAAAAUGCCCAUUCUACUUCCCAAAUUUGUUCUAUUUCUUUUAUUUCCAUCUUCUAGUCCUGCAACGUGGCUUAAAAUUUAA